Messenger RNA from Pocillopora meandrina, 15134 nucleotides. Lineage: Eukaryota; Metazoa; Cnidaria; Anthozoa; Scleractinia; Pocilloporidae. The record is from the annotation of a GenBank genome assembly.
GCAGAUAGUUGACCUUGUCACAUAUUCUGAACUGUCGUGUACCUUAUUCUUACAUCCGCCGGUAGGCGAGCGGUUUUGUCACCUAACGAACUCCCAAAUGGCGGGUUAUAGCUUUGUUGAAUAUUUUGGGGGCGAUUCCGGUCAUCGUUGUGGCUAUUGUGGAAGCAGUGAUACCAACUACACGCAUGGUAAGUAAUCAGCCAGUACAUCGCAAAUUUGGUAAAAGAUACUUUCCGUUUUCUUAAAUUUCCGCGAUCCCAUCACAUUCGAUAGUCCUAAAUAUACGAAGACUUUUUUCUGGGGAAAACAUCUAAAGAAGUGUAAGAUUUCUCUUACAUUUUGCUUCAAGGUAUGUGGGCCCACCAGAUGACUUGUUUGGAUUACCAAGAUCUCAUCGACAGGGGAUGGAGAAGGUUUGUGGAAUUAGUUUUAUGUACAUUGCUGAUUCUGUGCAUCCUUAAUUAACUCACCUCUCAUCACGUUCUUCUUCAAAUUUUUCUUUGUUCAAAAGUUUCGAAACAGUGCUGUAAUAUUUUUCUUCUUCUUUCUCAGAUUAUCUUAAGGUAUUGAGCACUUUAGCACAAAGAAAAAUGAAAAGUGCCCUGGUUUGAAAAAUUUAAAGCCAAAGAAAUAUUCAAUCCAAAACAAAUUAAUAUCACAGCCUCAAUGGUAGUACUGAUUUCAACGUAAUAAAGUUUGUUUUUACUUUAAUAAUAACAUAUUAGUUUUCAAACGUGACUCCACACAGUUUCUCUUUCCUCCUGCUAUCAUACUCGGAAGAUAAAAGUUAAGCUAAGGAUGAAAUUAAAUUUUUACCAUUAAUAAUGAUUACACCUGCAAUUGAUUUUUAAAAAUAUUUCUGUAUAUUUUGUUUGUCUCUUACAGGAGUGGUCAAUAUGUGUACAAGCCAAUGAUGAAAAAAAUGUGUUGUCCUUCUUAUACCAUAAAGUAUGUUUUACCUCCCAUUUUAUUUUCACCUGAUUACUUGCAAUUAUUAACAUUAAACAUGCUGUGAUUGCAACAUGUGUACAUUAGCCUCGAUCAGUGAUACAAAGCUAAAUGAUAACAAAAUUUUAUCAACAGGAUGUGUGAAUUUUUGAGUAAUAUAUUAGACAUAUUAGAAAUUGUAUGACAACCUUAUCAUCUAGGGUAAACUGCUAUUAAUAAUGGAAAUUGGAUAAUUUAAACCUUACAAAGCUUUUGGAAGGCUUGGUUUACCCUCUUGGGCCUCACACAUUUGAGUUGGCCACUCUUACCAACUAAAAUUAGGAGUCAUAUUUCAUCUUAUAUUUCUAGAUAUUAUUUUUUUAAGCAUCUGAGUAGGCCUGAAUCUUAAAUCCCUGGUUCCACAUAGCUCAUUUCACACUCUUAAUCAUAUCAGGUUUCUAUAAUACUGAUCAUGGUUCAGGAUUUUUUUUCCACACCAUUUAUACCAAAGCAGAAAAAUGCAAACCAGCUGGAAAAAAUGAAAAAAGUUAUCUACUACUCAAGAAAAAACUGUGCUCUUGAUUUUGAGUAUGGUCCUCAGUCAUCAUUCUUGAGCUGCACGUAAGAACUUGUGCUCAGUUUUUUUUCCCACACAGACCCCCCUGCCAGGUAAAUAAUAAUUUACCUUCAAUCAUUUGAGAAAGAUAGGAGAGGGUCCAGGGGAGUACUAACCACCCACAAUUGUUAGUGUUUCACUGAUAUUUAAUGAGCUUGCAUGAUAACACCACACCACCCAGAAUUUUAAAUUUCUGUUCUUUUCAUUUUGUGCAGAUGUGAUGCGCUGUCUUUCAAACCAAGCAAAUCUCAGAAAAAAGUUCUUAAGAGGAUGACCAAGUUUCUAACAGUUCCCAAAUCUGGUAUGUAUUAUGAUUCAAGUUGUAUACACCUGAAUGUAAAAACACAUAAAAAAGCUUUAUCAUUAAACAGUGAGACCCGGUGGCAUUAUGGGUAUACUUGUUCUGCAUAUGGUCAAUGAUGGAAACUGCAUGUAAAUACAUAAUCCAGAGAGAACAGUAUUAUACAAAGGAAGAUUUACCUUUUUAUCACUAAAUUUUCAAACAUUGCCCACAAAGCCAUUGGGUCUUGUCUUCUUCAUCACCUCCAAAGAAUGCUCAGCCAACUCCUCAUCUUGCUACUAGGAUCAACUGCCUGGGGUCUUAAAGGCUGACUACCCAUGAAUAAUGUGGGUAACUUAGUUAUUUUUCAAUUUUAGAGUCAAGUUCCAAGACUGAUGGUGAAGAUGCAGCUGGAUAUCUUUCUGAAGAAUUGGAUCAUGCUCAUGAAACAGCUUUUGUAGAACCUCCUCUAGGAGUGAAGCCAUCUGAAUCAGUCAAGGUUGGGGAUAUUAACUGCGAUGAAUUGGGAAAGGAAGAUUUAAAGGCUACUAAGGAAACAAAAGCCACAAAUGGGCAAGUGCAUUUAAGGGCAUCAGCAUCUUCAGGUCAAAUGGUAGAUGAAUCAACAAGGAAAACCAAGCCAUGUAAAGACAAGAAACCAGGUGAAUCUCUUUUCAGAUAAUUUCUUCUAUGUGUUGUAUUAAAGCAUCUAGCCAUGCUUCACUUACAUAUAGCCUCUUCUUGAAAUUUACAGCACCUGGUUUAGGAGCUGAUCCAAACAAGCCUCCUUGCCGCAAGGCUAGAAUCCUUCGUCAAGAGAGGAAAAUGAAGAAACUUGCAUCAGUCAGUGGGGAACAGGUUGGUGCAUGUUUAGAAUGUCUCACUUUGCCUGAUUUAGGCUUAAGUUGAUAACCAACUCUUGUUUGAAAAGUGAGCUCAUGCAACUGUCCCAAAGAGAGGGAGAAUAUGAAGACCACACCCCAAAGAGGGGUGCCAAUCAAGGCUGUGCCUGCUAGUCUCUCAGUUCAGAAUUAAUAACUACAGGUGAAAUGUCUGUUCAUAUGUUUAAACAGCAGUCCUUUUGCUAUUAUUAGGAAUUUGUUGUAAAUGGAAUUUGAAGUGCACUGGUGAGAGGGGGGGAUGGGAGAUAGGAGAGAGGAGGAAAAUUUUGGAAGGCUGGAAAAAAGUCUCAGAGCAAUUUAAAGACGCAAAUGUUCAUGACCCACUGAAGAUCAGUAAUUCUCCAAAUGCAGAUGCUGAUGUCCAGAUUUGUUUUUCCUCUCAAUUACCAGAAAACUGAAUCUCAGUCAAGUUCCCAAAAUGCCAGAGUCCCUAUUACUAAGUCGUUGGAAGACUUCAUGAUUGACAGAUUGCCCAACCAAUCACCCGUUCAUGAUCUCCAGGUAUAUGUUUUGUACUUCUUGUUAAUAAAGAUAGUAUGUACACACUGAUUUUUUAUGGUUGAUGAAAAUGAUGUCUCACCUUCAUGUUGUAGACUAUUUACCUGCACAAAUUACAGACCAGACAGACGGGUGUACUAAAUUAGUUCAUGUUAAUUGUUGCCAGAUCUCUGUCAUUGAAUUUCACUUUGAAUGACCUUGUUAUGAUGAUGACAAGUCUCCUGCAUUAUGCAAUAGUCAGACUUCUUUUCGAGGAAUACUGUCUAGGCCAAUGCCAGCCAUCCUAUUUUAUGAGACAGUAAAGAAAAGCAGCUAUUAUUUUAAUUAAUAAGCUAGCGAUCAGAAGUAUGACUUCUGUCAAGAGCCAUAUGGAUUAUCUUUCCAAAUAUUCUUUUGUCCCUGAUUGAAAAUCAUCUUCUGUUCAAAAGUACUUGUAUUAUUUUAUGUUACAAAUGAAAAUGUUUCUGCCAGAUGGUUUAUGUGGUUAAAUGCAUGUGGUGGUUGUACUUAGAGUGCACAGCCAGAAAAUCAGCUUGUAAAGAAUUGCUCAACAUUUAAACUUGUCAACAUGACUUUCCUUUACUCGUAGAUCAAGCUGAUUCCAUCAAAUCGAAACAAUCAGCAAUUCAUUGAAACCUUGCCACAGACCAGAGAGUUGUUUUUCAAAUACCAGCGAUUUAUUCAUGGUGACCCCCCUGAAAAAUGCACAGAUAAAAGGGUAUUGAGUUCAAAAUGUUCUAGAGAGUAGGAUGGGUGGUCACUUCUUGUCUAUCAUACACAUUUCAAGAAAAUCUCACUUCCCAAUUUACCUGGUCAUUAUAAAACAUUUCUCACAUGAAAGUGUGAAUUCAAUUGAAAUUGCAUUGCAAAUUACAGCUUCAUGGAGGGUGAAGAUGCAAUUUUGACAAAGGGUGAUCUAUGAGACAAUAAAGUCUCACAUUAAAAUUUUUAAAAUUUUAAGGAUUGCAAAUCUUUUUGUAUAUUUCAGAUAAAUGAGAAAUCAGAUUUGUUCAAGUCAGUAUUUGAGAAGUGACCAUUUUUGUGAAAAAUUAUUAUUCUCAGGUCAAAUUGGUGAGAGUGAAUUUGCAGUGUGAUGAAUUUAAAGCAACAUACCAACAGACUUGUGCUCUCUUUGCAAAAUAUCAAAUAGCCAUCCAUAAGGACCACCCCAGAGAAUGUGGUGAAUCACAGGUUAGGUGUAGCUCUAAUUUUUGCAUUUUCUCGCAAAGAGAAUUGACUUUGAAUAUCUAACAAAAGUAAACCAAGAUUUCUGCAGUUUUGCUUACCUAUGCUCUAUAGUUGGUAUACAAAACUUUCUCAACCAAUUAGAUGGAAAAUCAAAUCAUGACUUUCCAAAUGCUCCGACUUUGAGUCCUGAUUGGCUGUCCUGAUAUUUUUGUUUGUUUUCAUUGGUUGUUGCAUUCAGUUAUGUUUUAGUUUUGGUUUUGCAACAUACAAAUAAAAAGUACUGUUAGUGUUAUGAACUGAGUUGAAAACGUAAAUUGGCCACCAUAGACAGUUUAAAGGCUGUCAUUUUGAGCAUUAGUCCUUCGUCAGAGUGUUGUUAGCCCUUUGCUCCAACUGAUGAAGGGCUAACACUUGAAAUGUUAGCCUUUAAACCCUUUACGGUGGGCACCAAUCUAUGUUUUCAAUUCAGAUGAUAACACUAAGUUACUCCGUUAUGCUCUCCCAGCGACGCAGCACCACAGUUUCUUUAGAAAUUUACCCUCCUUUAUUCAUCUGUAUCACAGAGUUGACCAUAUUAUCAAAUUGUGUGGAAAGCUCCGAGUCCUUGAACUAAGUAUUUUACAGAAAAUAGCUUAAUUCCUUGACACUGAAGGGACAGUUGAAAUAAAUUCAAUUAAAACCAACUGGAUUCUGAAGUGACCACCCAUCCAACUCCAUGAGUUUGUGUUUAAUACAUUGAAUAUUUUAAAAGUAAUAUAUAAAAUUAAACAAUGCACUCGUCAUGUGUAUUAUUAAUUUGCUUUUCAAAUUUAUAGCGAAUGAGUUACUUCAGACAGGCUGCUUUUCCUAUUACUCAUUCAAGGUUAAUAACUUCUGUAAAUUUGUGCAACAUAUCAAUUCAUAGUUGUGCCCUAUGCCAAAAAAUAUUUUGUUUGAUGUAUCUGUGUGGAAUGUGUUGAUUCCAUAGUUCAAACGUGGGUCAUGGUAGAGCUAAUGCUGCUAUCAAAGAAGUUUUCUCAAAUUUUAAAAUAUUUUACAUUCCUCUGAGAGGUGCAAAAGGUAGGGAGUUCUUUUUUUUUGGAGCAGUUUUACACCAACAAACACAAUUUUUACCAAAAAUAAAUUAAUAAUAAUUAUCAUAGCAUUCAAGGAGCAUGGAAAGUUUGCUUACAAACCACAGAAACGAUGCAGAUGUAAUAAAGAUUAUUAUUUAUAAUAAUUACAUGUAUUUAAUGCAUCACCUAAAUGGUAACAUUUACCUGAACCUCGGGUAAGGAUUAUUCUAAGUACUUUGUAUCGUCUUUAAGAAGUGUGUUUUGAAUUGUUUGAUUUUAGUUCAAAAGAUUCUUGGUUGACUCUCCUCUCGAGGUAUGUUUGUAUUAUAUGCACAGUGUUCCUUUUAAAGACUCAUGAUAAACAGUAAAUAUUUGAACCCCGGAAUUCAUGUAACAGUUGAUCUCGCAGUUUGAUCGUCUGGGUGAGAAUAGCGCUGCGAAGGCUAGUUGUGGUUAGUAGUGACUCAGGCUUUGAAAACCAUAGAAGCGUCUCUCAUAAGGACUUCCUUUAUUUUCAUCAAAUUGUCAGUCACCACAGUCACCACUAUCGACAAUAGUAUACUUCAAGACCCAGGCUUUCAAUAUAAGCUAUUUUCCAGUAGUCUACCAUCACCUGUAAGUCCUCUUAGCACCGUCUAUUUAGCGUGUGAGAAGUCUCUCUCUCUCUUGUGUUUGGGGCUUGUGGAAAGAGUUAAUCGAAAUCCCUUCAAGAUUACUUUCACCUGGACGGUAGACUACAUGAUGAACUUCUCGACGGAGAUGAGUCAUUUUUUGUGUCAUAAAAAUAUAAUAUUUUAAUACAAUAAAACCUUGAGUUAGUCGUUUGAGUAUUUUUUUUCCCAUCACCAAGCUCGGAAAGUUAAAUCUUUGAAUGUUUGAAUUGUUUGUUCUCUAAAUACCUUUCAGCGCACAACUGGACCAGAAGCCCCACCAAUGGGCUUUGGAUCGUUUCAUCAACAAUACUUUCUCGGCGGUAAGUUGUUUCACUAGGAGCUCACCCACGGACUUUGGAAAUAGUAUUUAUUUCACAAAUAGAUUCCAUGUCGUCGUGCGUCUGUUCACCAGUAGAGAUGUUAAUCGUGAUGUUUCCGGCAAACGAAUAACGACUACAUGACGUUUUCCGUUUGCCUUCGUCACCUCUUGCACUUGAGCUUUGCGUACCCAGCGAAAUACCUUAAAACAAAGAACAGUACGGAGUUAACUGCGCUUGAGUAUUAUUUCCGAUAAUUUUCAAUUAAAGUCAAUGCGAAACAGUUGUUUUACCACAAAGAAGGAGUGAAGAAGCUUUCCCUCAAAGUUCACGAUUGCUAAAAUACUUUACACUAGCAUAAAAUAAUAUACUUUUUCUCGCGCUUUUCAUUAAUAUGAAACCUCCUCCCUUCACGUUGAAAACGGCAGAGGGCAAACGGCAAACGGCAAACGUUAAAAAUGGCGGGAAAAAUUGGUCACAUGGUCAUCUUUGCCAUUUCCUUUAUAUCGCAAACGUCUUUAGAUCACAGAUGACGUCAAAAUGUGAUAAGAAACAAAAGUAGAGUUCAAUACUGUGAUAUUGCGAUACUGCAAUACUGCGAUUCUGUGAUACUGCAAUACUGCGAUACUACAAUACUACAAUACUGCAAUACUGCGAAACUGCAAUACUGCUCAAGUAGUGUUCAAUACUGCUUUCAUAUUCACUUCUUUAUCCGCAGUUCUAAUAUGUGACUUUCAUAUAUUCAUAGUCGUUUAUUUACCACUUUACGGGUUUAUUUGGUACCAACUUAUUGACCAGCUCUCAGUCGGCUUCUCAGCUCAAAUGAUAGAGCACUGCACCGGUAUCGCGGGGGUCAUGGGUUCAAAUCCUGUACAGGCUUGAAUUUUUUUCAGGCCUUAGUUUCACUACUGCUCAAGUGGUGUUCAAUACUGCGAAGAUCGCUUUCAUAUUCACGUUUUUAUAUAUUCACAGUCGUUUAAGAACCAAAAAGUAACACGAGGCGUAGCUUAGUGUGUUAUUGAUGUUCUCAGUACUCUAUGACGUCCUCUGAUUUAUUAUUGAAAAGACGCUCGGAAACAUGGAAUCUAUAUGCAUUUGAGUUAUAUGAUAGAAAAUGCAAAAUCUUGUUAGUGGUGAUGUCAUCUAUGCGUCCGUCCUCCAAUAGAUCAUAGGUAAGAACCGGUCUAAAUGCGUGUUUAAUUCAGCUUACAAUAUAAAAUAACAAUUGAGAAGGUAAGUUUAAUGUUCCGCUUACCGUAUGUUCACUUUUUUGCGUUGUGGCGUUUCAUUAAUGUUUCACUGUCUUUCUACGUUUUUAUUCUGCUCACACAUCGCACCUUGUGCAUUUUGACGCUUAUACUUCUGGAAUGCAUUUUUAUGUGCAAACCUUUAGUGUUGUUUUGCCCGUAUGGUUACAGUCAUUAGCCUCCAACCAUCUUUGAGAGAGAAACUAAUUUUCGUUCUUUUUUGUUGUUGUUUCAUUUAUAUGUUUGUCUUUUUGUGGCAGAUAAACUCAUAGCAGUUGGAGUGCUAGACAUUCUUCCGCGCUGCGUUUCGUCUGUGUAUUUCUUUUAUGAUCCCGAUUAUUCAUUUUUAUCUCUUGGGGUCUAUUCCGCUCUGAGGUAAACUUAAGUCUUAUUUUUUUAAAUGCCCUCUCUGAGUUCUCUUUUUUUGAUCAUGCUCCUAUUCGUUACCAAGAGAAUGUGAACUGUUUCUAAUCUCUUGUCUGUACUCGAGCCGGAGUCUUGGAGAAUGGUGGAAUUACCAAGCAAUACCUGCCCAAAACCAAUUUUCAGUUCAAGUUUUUAAAUUCUCCUCAAGUCAGAUGAAAAUGAACGUGUUGUUAGUUCUGCAGGUGUGAAAAUCAUAUGAACGGUUUGAAACAAUUCUAACUUGAAAAGAAGGUUGACCAAGUAUGUCGGCGAGGUAACCGGUAAGUCGGCGAGUCGACCAAAUUCGACUGUCCGCGAGUUGACCAAAAGUGUCCGCGAGGUGACUAGUGGUGUUGGUGAGUUGGUUGGCGGCGAAGUGACCGGGUGCCCCUCUAGCAGACCAUUUCAUACACUUAUCUCUCUGAAUGUACAGCCAAACGCCUAUAGCCUUUUGCUUUCAUCUCUCUCGUAGGGAAGUUCAUUUUGCUCGCUGCCUUCAAAAAAGCGUCCCGACCAUUCAGAGUUACUACAUGGGUUUCUACAUACACUCGUGUCCAAAAAUGAGAUACAAGGUGUGUACAUUGACCGGCAUCAGCAAUAACUUGGCUUUUGGUCAUAUUGGCUGAGUUAAGUUUCACGACAGUCAAUCGGAAAGUGAUUUACAUCGCUGUGCUGCUUUCUCUCUCCAGGGUAACUACUCACCAUCCUACCUGGCCUGUCCAGAGACGUUCAAUUGGAUUCCCAUGAAGCAGUGUCUCCCUAAGCUCGACCUCAGUAAUUAUUCUCGGCUCGACGACUCAGACGAAGGUGAGACAUGGUAAAUCUGUGGGUGGUGGGGGGUGGGAGUAUUAUAUUAGACAUCAGAUUUGAUGGUGUGGGGUGAAGCACUGGCCAGAGACACUUUUAGUGUUGUUUUCCUUGCGAAGAAUUUCAUGAGUUCCCCAUCUAAAGAGAGCAAGCGACACAUUUUCUCGUUGUAACAAACCUCCUUAUGAUCUCGUCUUCUUUAAUUUUGGUUGCAAUUGCAGUAGUAUAUUACUUGACCUAAACCCCAUUCACAUCAAAGCUCAAACAUGUUUUAAAACUGUUCGGUUAAACACUGUUUAAAGUUUUGCUCUAUACAAGCUGCUUAAACCCAUGUUUGUCGACUUCAAAUGUAGCACACUGCCGGGAAGUUCAAGUCGGCGAUUACUUGAAUCCUAUGGAAAAUUCAGAUUUUCAUUCAGUUAAACCCGGUGUAACCAAACAUGCUUUUUGCUUCGUGAGCAAAGCUAUACGAGACUUCUCAUCACUCGUAGGUUGUCUUGACCUUUAUUCGUUGUAAAGUCGCUUUUGUCAAACAAAUCUUUUUUUCACAACUUUUUUAGAAUCUCCCAAAGCAACCGCGGAUGACGUGCUUGUUUUUUACAAGCGGAAAGCCCUACCUUACCAGGUAAUCUCUAACUUUACAUAUGCUCUUUCUCUCCCCCUGUUCCUCCUUCCCACCCCCUCUCCCCUUUCCCGGCCUUUCCUCUAACCCUUUUCUGUCUUACUUUAAGCGAGUAGACCCCACUUGAUGUUGUUACUUCUUGGAAAAUCGAGGCCAAAUUUGUCAAUUUUUUUCAUUUUCCAUUGACGAUUAACUGUGGCACGAAUGGAAUGUCUCGUAGUAGAGAUUCAUGUAGUGUCCUUUGCAGCCGUUCUUUUGAUGUCACGUAAUGCUCCACCACGAUAAUCAUCCAGGGUCAGCGUUGCGUGACACUGGAACAGUUGCGAACAUAAGAAGAAAACUAGAAUGUUUGAUGUAAUACAUAGCAAUAACACUUACUGUCGCUGAUGCGUCUCUCCUGACAGAUGUAUGAAGCUUAUACAGAGGCAAAUGAUCGCGGGGAGGUUCAGGAGUACGCAGAACUCGUCGGACCUGAGGUUUUGCCAAGGAUGCUGCUCUACAGAUCCGGUUAAAAUAUGCUAAGGUUCCAGGCCAAGAGAGGAUAAAGUCAAGGCGUGGCGGUCACACGUCGCUUCUGGCGCUAUAUUUAAGAAACGAUUGUUCGGGGUAAAAAAGUUAUGAAACGGUGCAUCAAGGCGGGAGCCUCUAAAAUCGUUUAGAAAGCCUUGAUGUUAGCUCAAGAAAAGAGUAUUCGAACGGAUUUCAGCAAAUUAAAAGGGGGCGCUACUCCGACAACAAUAACAAUAGGUCAGUGGGUGUUAUGCAUAUUCCUUGCUCUUAUUUGCGAGAAGGUCUUUCUUUGAGCCUUGUGCUCCAAGCUUCGUAGGAUCAGGAAUUGAUUAAUAGAAAGGCAAAUAUCUUCUGUGUGAAAUAAAAUGAUAUGCUUGGUUUAAAUGGUGAGAAGUAUACGGUUGGUUUUCGCGAAAUGGGACCGAAUUGACUUUGAAACUUCUGUUUAGUGUAUCAUUAGUGUGACUUCUGUUUAACUGUCCGAAAUGGUUUUUACCCUGUUGUUGAAAGAAACAUGUUCUCGUGGUAUGGUUAGAAAAUCCAGCACGAUUUCCCUGAGUUUUAUUUCGAAUUUCGCGAAGUUAUACCUUCGGAGUCAGAGGUGACCCUGCAAGUGUGCCGCGGGGUGGUUUGCAAAUUAAUCGACGCGGCUGUCUGGAGCAAGUCCCAGAUUUAUUUUAUUUUAAUCCACAUUAAACAAUGGGUUAGAGAGCUACGAGGAGCAGACUAAUCUUUAGCCUUGAACUUACGGUUAGUCUCAAUAAUAGUUUGGUUCAAUUAUUUUUCUCUCUGUAUCUAAGCUUCCUUUUAAGGAGUAUUUUGUUCAAGAGCUGAUAUUUGUUGUUUUUACUGACCGGCUGAGAGACGCAAAAAGUCCAUUUAAAACACUCUCUUGAUCGUCUUUUUAUUAAGCCACCACUUGAGAUUUUCAUGAGUUAGAUUAUUAAGAAUAAUCAACGUCAAUUAAAUAGAAAUCGAAGGGACCUUUACCCGCAGGAACUCGUGACCAUAUUCAAUCAUUAAUCGUGGGUUUAAAUGCUUGACUAGAGCUUACUAGCAAAGCAGCUUAUCUACUCUUCCAGAAAUCAUUAGUUGGGUCACUUCUCCAGAUCAACUUCUGGGAUGUUCUUUCACCGCUCUCUCCCUUUGGAUGUGGUUAACAUUCAAUGUGUUUAUGCAAUCUUGCAGACAAACAUUCAGAGGAACAAAGAAGGUAGUGAAGGUACGAACAAAUGUGUCUGGGAGUUUAGGCUAUCUAAGAAAGAAGUUGUAUUCUUGGAUACUUUAGCCGUGGAUUACUUUGAUCCUGCUUGUUAAAAUUCAGGACCAGCAAGGUCAAUUCACAAAUGAAGUGAGGUUUCCUGUCUGCUCCACAUGUCUUCAACGAAACUUCUUUGCCAAUCUUUCUUUGCCUAUCAUCGAUCUCUUAUGCUAUCUGUAAUCAGGACAAUCUUAUAAGCACAGGGAUUUAAAACACUCUACCAGAAAAUAUUUUGACGAGCGAGUGCUCGGUAUUUUCUUCACUAAAUUUAUGGCCGCCAUUAUGACUGGUAACAGGUGAAUUCGAUCCCUUGCAUGGCUGCUCCAAUUCCACCGCUUGAAGUAUGGUUGUGUGACCCCUAACUUUUGAUCUAACGCGACUUUUCGGACUUGAAUACUGAGGUACUAUCAUAAACCCAGUACAACUUGAGACGAAGUGUUUUGGUUAAUGGAAGGAAUUCGAUUCUGAUUGUAUUCUGGAAUACAACAGAAGCAAUCACUGCAAAUCAGUGUUUAAACAUGUUAAAAAAAAAACUUUGCUUUCAGUGUAAAAAAAAACAUUGCUCUCACAGUAUUAGACGGAGAAGUGAUAACUGUCCGAUUUCUGGGCACGGUAUAUCAGCAAGAAGUUGAUGAAUGAGUAAAUGGAUUUAUGGAUUGGUAGACGGACGGACUGUCAUGCGUUUGCUUGUUCUUUUGCAUUACCAUAAAGUGAGUUCGACCAAAGCAUUGCACCAGUAAAAGUGGUGAAUUUUCAAAGUUUGCCUGUAGGGCUUUAUUUUAAGAAGUGAUGUUGAAUUUUAGUUGUUCUUUUGUAUUACGAUAAAAUGAGUUCCACUAAAGCAUUGCACAAGUAAAAGUGGUAAAUUUUCAAUGUUUGCCUGCAGGGCUUUAUUUUGUGAAGUUAUGUUGAAUCUUGGUUGUUCUUUUGUAUUACGAUAAAAUGAGUUCCACCAAAGCAUUGCACAAGCAAAAGUGGUAAAUUUUCAAGGUUUUUCUGCAGGGCUUUAUUUUGUAAAUCGAUGUUAAAUUUAAAAAUAACCGCAGAAAUUUGAUCAACGUUCAAUUCGCUACCAUCCCAUCUUAAUUUCGGAGACAUUUGCGCGAGAUCUGGGGUUGAGGAAGAAGUCGACUUUAAAAAUGGCGACUAGGCCGACGUUGUUUAUGAAAAGAAACAGUGUUUCAUGCCGCAUUGUCUGGCUCUACUUAAAACAGGUGAGUAUCAAAAAUAAAUCUUUUCCAGAUGAAUGACUCGUUGAGAAAGACUAACGUAUAUUUUGCUCACUUUGCCGAUCGCACGGUCAGUCCAAAUUUCCAAACACAGUUUCCCUCAAAACUUCCACCGAAAGCACUUUUUCUACGGCUCUUCCUCCUCUCUGAAGACUUGAAUUAAUAUUUUUUUUUACUGUGAAACAGUUGGAAGCUUAAAUAUUUUUGGAACCUCAACCCUUAAACGCUUAUUAUUUGACGAUAAAUUCUCCGAUCUAUUUAGUACCAGCUGAAUUUCCUUACAAAAAUGUACUCAUGUACCCAAGUUCAGAAAUUUGGACUAACAUCACGUAAAACUACACAUAAAAUCAUAGUUCUUUCAAAUCUUAUGAAUUUUUUGCUUUAUGAUAUUAAAAACUAAAUGGAAUAUGAAUUUCUACGAAUUGAUAACCAUGAAUUAAGCCAAAGAUUUUGAGAUAAAAGGCAGGAAGAAGUUGGAAUUAACUUGUAGCAAUUUUUUAAUAUUCUACCAAGAACUUGUGGAUUGUGUGCAUUGUUAUUUGUCGGUUAUUUUUCUUUUAAUUUAGAAUGAAAUUCCAUUUAUGAUGAUUGAUUUGGAUGAGUGUAAGCCUUCAGAUUUUGAAAGCAGAAGCCCUCUUGGUACAGUGCCAGUAUUGCAAGAUGGUGGCCAUAAUAUUUAUGGGAGGUAAACUUUUAUCAUAAGGCUCAUCUGUGCCAGGUGGCUACAAGGUUUUUCAAUCAAUGAGCCAUUUUCUGUGGGGAAAAAUUUGAUCCAUGAAUACCUGAAAUAUGGGAUAACCAAAAUGUACCUUAACUUGGAAAAAUGUAUCUCCUGUUAUGUCACAAUUUUUUGACACUGUUCAUCAACUCAAUGAUAAUAAAACCAAGCACACAAAUAACUUAAGUUUACUAGAGCUUCAUGGGUGUGUCAGAUGAAGCCAACAUUUUUGCUAUUAGAAUGCAUAGUAGUCUUAGUUAAAGAGAAAUUUAUGGCCCCAUUGUCAGUGGCAGAUCCAGGGGGAUUAAUUUGAGAAACUUAACAGACUAAUACUUCCUGCUUUUUUGGUUUUCUUUUCUUUUCUUUAUAGCCAGGCUAUAGUCUAUUACUUGGCAGAGAAAUACACAAACUAUGCAGGUUUUGGAAAAAACAAUGAAAGACCACUGAUAGAGUCUGUCAUUAACUGGGCAGCCACUACACUACUGAGGUAUUAUACUGACUGAGGUUUACUUUUCAAGAUCUUCAGUUAUCUAACUUUUACAGGCUUGCAACUAGCAUUGUAGAGACAAACACUCUUUGUUCAUUUUAGUGACACAUGCAUUUAUUGGCAGGGUGUAAGAUCAGAACCCUCUCCAAAAUGGUUCAACCUGAAUUAGCAAUUUAUUACACACAAAAAAAUGUGUCUGAUAUACCUAUAGCAGAAAGGGUUGUAGCCAAGGAAAUAGUAUGCUGGUUAAAAAUAGAGUUGAACCAGUCCAAAAGGAGACCUGGUGACAGAAUAUUAAUCCCAAUCUUCAGCAAGCCCUUCACAGUGAGGCUACCAAACAUGAUUUCAAAUGCAGGUUAUUGAAAAAGAGUAGUGUAAACAAGUACCCUUUGCUAAGUUUCAAAUGUAAAAAUUCAGCCAAUGAUCAUCUGUUUGACAGCCAAUGCCAAUAGCAACAACCCCAAGUUGUACAUCAUCAUGAUCAUCCAGUAAUCUUGAAUAAUUUCAUACGGUAACUUAUGGUUUAAUCAGAGAAAGGGGUGUUUGAAAUUUAAAGAUAGAUUUUUAUGGCUGGACUUAAUGCUGUGUGCAGAGUCACCAAGGUCAAUAUUCUUUUGAUAUAAACAAUUUCAAACUUUCAUGAAUCUAGUAAAAGGUAUUGCAGUUACUUUAACUUGUGGAUAUUGUUACUGCAUUUCUUUCUGGGAGGAUAAUUGUUCCCUAUGAUAAUGUUGUAACUUCUGUAGCCAUUUUGGAGAUGUUUGAAGAUCUCAAACUCUGUCCCAGUAUAUUGAUUUACAGGUUGUGGUUCAGUUGUUUGCAGCUGUUCAAAUUUAGCUAUCACUGCUACAUACAUGUAUUUGUAGAACCAAUGUAUGUUUAAAACUCUUAAAUUCAAUUAAUAUUUGAAACAAUAUUGAUACAAUCUGACAAUUUUAAGUUUUUUUUUAUGUAUGGUAUUCCAUCAACUCAUAACUGAUUUUUUUUUUCUGCAAUUAAAACAUUUUUUUUUUAGGGACAUUGGAAAUAAUUAUGUCUACCCAAGCUUAAACUGGCCAGGAGUUGCCUUGGCCAAAGAAAGCAACUCCUCCCUGGUAGACUUUGGCAAGAAUGAAGUGAUCUUUCACCUGGAUGUUUUAGAAAAGCACUAUUUGUGUCACCAUGAGUUUCUGUGCGGCAACUCAUCCACUAUUGCAGAUUGCUGGGUUGCUGUAGUCCUCUCUUUGUUAGAGCUGGUGUGUUUUGACCUAACACCCUGGCCAAGGUUGAGGUCAUGGGUGUGCAGUAUGAAGUCCAAUGGUGAUUAUGUGGAUGUCAGUUAUAAUCACGAAGAAAUGGUGCGGAAGAGUUUCUAUAAUUUGAAUAGCAGUGCUUCAGAUCUGAAGACUGUGAGUGUUGAGAAUCUCACCUAA